Molecule: messenger RNA, 2065 nt
Organism: Fomitopsis serialis
Lineage: Eukaryota; Fungi; Basidiomycota; Agaricomycetes; Polyporales; Fomitopsidaceae
Exons: 13
Coding region: 143-1909 (588 amino acids)
Source: RefSeq, a predicted model, not a curated record
GGCAUUCUUAAGUAUCUGCUGUCAGUGUCAGCUGUGGGAACGGCCGCGCACGCCCCUACCUCGUGUUGGGAACACAUGCCAGGGAGAUAGUCGUGUUUAUAAUCGGUCAGAGAACCGCGAACCAUCCUAGCGGCCUUUCAGCAUGGUUCAGCUUGAUCCCUACCGGGGCAGUAGCCGCAAACUUGUCAUCUCCAUUGACAUCGGCACGACGUAUAGUGGUGUCGCCUACUGUGUCUUGGAUCCCGGCGAGAUCCCGAAGGUCUUGAGUGUGACACGAUUUCCGGGACAAGAGGGUGAAAAUAAAUCAAGGGAUGUAAAGAUACCCUCCGUCCUGUACUACGACCAACACGAUCAGCUCCGCGCUGCAGGAGCGGAAGCGACGCUCCAAAGCACCAAGGAAGAGGCGUACACGCAAGAGUGGAACGACGUCAAGUGGUUCAAGCUCUACCUUCGUCCCCCGUCUAUUCUUCCGGGUGCAGUCCUGCCCCCGAUCGACGUGAACAAGCCUGUCAUCAAUAUACUGGCGGAUUUCCUGGCCUACGUAUUUCAGUGUGCAAAAGACUUCAUAUCUGAGACCAAUCCCAUAGGGAAACAGAUCUUAACCUCGAACAUUCCUAUCGAUUUUGUCCUUAGCCACCCCAAUGGGUGGUUAGGUCCGCAACAGAACAACAUGAGGCGUGCAGCCAUCCUCGCCGGGCUGGUACCUGACAGUGUUGAGGGUGCUUCAAGGCUUCAGUUUGUGACGGAGGGAGAAGCAAGUCUCCAAUUCUGUAUUGCGACUGGUCUCGGCGACGACGUCAUCAAGAAAAACAAUUACGUGACAAUAGUCGAUUGCGGCGGCGGUACCAUAGACCUGAGCACAUAUCGUGUUCUGGGUGAUCAGCCAAUCACCGUGGAGGAAAGUGUUGUCCCCGAAUGUCUCAUUCAGGGCUCGACGAUGAUUAACCGUCGAGCUGAGGAGCUGCUGAGAGAGAAACUCAGAUUAUCUCGAUUCUCGACGACCGAUGAUGUCGACGCGAUGAUGGCAAACUUCGAUAGCAUGACCAAGCCAACCUUCAGAGAUUCCUCCACCGCAUCAUACAUCAAAUUUGGAGGUCCGCGUGACACUGACGAGAGAUACAAUAUACGACGUGGUGUUCUGUCUCUAUCCGGGUCGGAAAUGACAUCGCUUUUCAAACCCUCCGUCGACGCCAUCAAAUCAGCCAUCGACGCACAGGUUUCCGGUGUCAAUGCCCGCCUAGUUACGAUAUUACUUGUCGGAGGAUUUGCCACAAGCCCAUUCCUCCGCGCCGAGUUGAGGACGCAUACAAGCAGGAAGGGAUUGCGAAUGUUCUCCCCGGAAGGUCAAACCUCGAAAGCCGUGGCAGAAGGCGCGUUGUGGUUCUACCUCGACCAUCGCGUUCGUGCGAGAGUAGCCAGACACACAUAUGGAUCCUUGUAUGAGGCUUGGUACCAGCCUUCAAAAUCAGACCAUUUCAGACGCAGGCACCUUGCAUACACGUUCCCAAACGGAUCGUUGGUCGUUCCGUCUGCCUUUGCCAUCCUGACGCGGAAGGGUAUUUCGGUUACCGAAACUACUGAGUUCAGCUUCCCGUUCGCGUCUUACUCGAAUAGACUCGACAAACAUACCAUCUCGGCUGACGUGAUAUCCUACCGAGGAGAUAAGGCGAACCCUGAGUGGAAAGACGAAGAACCAGAUAUGUUCUCUACGUUGUGCACGAUCAAGGCCGUCCCGGCUAUAAGCUCAUGGCAGAAGAAGAAUGAUGGCUCCAUUGGGCCGUACUGGUCACAAAACUACAAUGUGAUCCUUCUUCUGGGUUUGACGGAGAUGAAGGCUCAGAUCACCUGGUUGGAGAAUGGUGUGCAGCACCAGACGCCCGCGACGAUUGUCUACGACAAUGAGCAGUAGAGGUGCGGGCAGUUGCCGAUUGUGUUACUUUGUGUGUAUACGAACUUCCCGCUUGAAAUCACAUGUCACAAGUACGCCUCUCAGGAGAGGAGAGCUUAGACGAGAUAAUAUUUGUCCAUUGUUCAGCGUCCCGGAACUUAGGGUAUCGCAAGCGGC